Molecule: messenger RNA, 1002 nt
Organism: Rangifer tarandus platyrhynchus (Svalbard reindeer)
Lineage: Eukaryota; Metazoa; Chordata; Mammalia; Artiodactyla; Cervidae
Source: the annotation of a GenBank genome assembly
AUGGUUUUGCCCUCCAAGAAGGACCUCAAGAUCUCCCUGGAGGUCUUUGCUAUUUUCCAGUGGGCCCUUAGUGCCUUUGUUAUCGUAAUCACCGUGAUCGCUGUCAACCUCUACCUGGUGGUGUUCACGCCGUACUGGCCCAUUACUGUGCUCAUCCUCACCUGGCUGGCUUUUGACUGGAAGACCCCUGAGAGAGGUGGCCGCCGGUUUACCUGCGUGAGGCAAUGGUGCCUGUGGAAACAGUACUGUGAUUACUUCCCACUCAAGCUUCUGAAGACUCAUGAUCUCUCCCCCAGCCUCAACUACAUCGUCGCCUGCCACCCUCAUGGGAUCAUGUCCCAUUCAUGGUUUGGCCACUUUGCCACAGAGAUGUCAGGCUUCUCCAAGACGUUUCCUGGCAUGACUCCUUAUAUCCUCACACUGGGGGCCUUUUUCUGGGUGCCUUUCCUCAGAGAAUAUGUCAUGUCUGUAGGGGUCUGCUCUGUAAGCCAAUCCUCCAUGGACUUCCUGCUUACCCGUAGAGGCACAGGCAACAUGCUGAUGGUGGUGGUUGGUGGUCUGGCUGAGUGCAAAUAUGGCUUGCCUGGAUCUACCACUUUGUUCCUGAAGAGCCGCACUGGCUUCGUACGCACAGCCCUUCGGCAUGGGGUGGCUCUAAUCCCGGCCUACUCCUUUGGGGAGACAGAACUCUACAAUCAGUACAUUUUCACCCCGGGGGGCUUCAUCAAUCGCUUCCAAAAGUGGCUCCAGAGUAUGGUGCACAUCUACCCUUGUGCUUUCUAUGGGCGUGGCUUCACUGAGAACUCCCUGGGCUUUCUGCCCUAUGCUCGGCCUAUUACCACCAUUGUUGGGAAGCCUCUACCACUGCCCAAGAUUGAGAACCCAAGCCAGAAGACCGUGGCUAAAUACCACGCAAUCUAUGUGGAUGCCCUGCGCCAACUGUUUGACCAGUACAAGACCAAGUUUGGCUUCUCAGAGGCCCAAGAGCUGGUGGUAAUUUGA